This is a messenger RNA of Clunio marinus, 663 nucleotides long. Lineage: Eukaryota; Metazoa; Arthropoda; Insecta; Diptera; Chironomidae. The record is from the annotation of a GenBank genome assembly.
AUGAUUUUCGGUGAUAAAAUUAGUCAAAAUGGAUUAAAUAAUAACGAAAAAGCUUCAAGAGUAGAGAAAAAUUCUCUUGAGCCUUUCUCGUUUUCAGCUUUGCACUUUUUACGGAAUAGACUUUUGCCCUCAGACAUAUCUCAAUGUUAUAAUUUCGCAUCUCAACCAAAUGCUUUUCAAAGUCAAACUUUACCACCGUUGGAGACUAUUCUGCCUUUAAGUAAAUUAUCAACGCAAGCGAAACCUUCUUCUGCCACCGAUUAUUCAUCAAGCUCAUCAUCGCUUCUUGCUGUUAAAUCCCCAAAUUUAAGUCCAAUUUCUUUAAAUUCACCAGUUACAGGAAAUAACUCGCAAUCCACACUUUUCUGUAGUUCCUUUAUGAGACGUCCUAGAGGUGAAAAGCGACCAAUUCCGGAAGAACAGAAAGACGAAAAAUAUUUUGAAAGACGUAAGAGAAACAAUGAAGCUGCGAAAAAGUCACGAGAUGCAAGAAAAUUAAGAGAAGAUCGAAUUGCACUUAGAGCAGCAAUUCUUGAGCAAGAAAACAGCAUUUUAAGGGCGCAAACAAUUGCCUUAAGAGAAGAAGUUUGCACACUACGUCAAAUUUUAUGCAACUCACGAGCUUUGACUUCAAUCGCCAUGCCGUCAUCUCCACAAAUUUAA